AUGUCUCGCUUCCCCAAACCACGCAAACUGGCUGUACCAGUCAAGCCUCCUAAGGGUCACUUCUUCUUCGCCGGUCACACCAUCGAGCGUGUCAAAUGGUGGACGUCAGGACCCAUGAGGAAGCUGUAUUUCCUCUUGGUGGUCAUGGUAUGUUCAAAUAUCAUCUCGGACAAGUUCAGGACUUACUUGAGAGCUAGAUCAUGA
Messenger RNA from Aureobasidium musti, 204 nucleotides. Lineage: Eukaryota; Fungi; Ascomycota; Dothideomycetes; Dothideales; Saccotheciaceae. The record is from the annotation of a GenBank genome assembly.